AUGUCGAACCAAUGGAAUCUCAGUGACAGGCAGAAGCGCAUUUGCCUUUUCCCCAUGCCAAGGAUACCCCGCCUGGGUCCCAAGGCCCGUGACGCCGCUAUCUACAUCUCUGGCGCUCUCUUCGCGCUAGGAUGGUGGUUCUUUAUCGAUGCAGUAAUCAGGUCCAAGAACUGGGACUAUGACGACGGACCCAAACAUGUCUCAGUCUCCUUUGUCGACUGGGUGCCGGGUAUCUGCAGCACCAUCGGCAUGAUUGUGUACGGAGCAUUGCGCGGAGACUCGUUCUCGUUCUCGAGCAGCGGCGGUGGCACCAGUGUCGCCUGGAAAGCUCGCGUCUUUUUGUUUGUUGGCUUCGCGUUCAUGGCUGGAGGACUUGCUGGAUCUGUCUCGGUGAUGUGCAUCAAGUACCUCUUACCCAGCUAUGGCCAGAUCUUCAACUCUUGGGGAAUCAGUAACGUCAUCCAGAACGGCUCCCUCAUGGCCAGCGCCGCGAUUUUGUGGGUGGCCCAGAACACAGAGUCGGAAUACCAAUACAACUUUGCUAUUUAA
Linnemannia hyalina is the source of this 549-nucleotide messenger RNA. The record is from the annotation of a GenBank genome assembly. Lineage: Eukaryota; Fungi; Mortierellomycota; Mortierellomycetes; Mortierellales; Mortierellaceae.